CUUUUUAACUAAGCAACCGCGUUUGCGUAUUGUCGAUGUCCUUUGCAUAACACAAUCAUUCAGUCUUAGUAUUGCUCACAAUAAGUAUGUGGUUAGCGUACGCUGUGUUGUUGUAUCUGCUAUAUGGAUGUGAAGCGACAGGAAACGGUACGUUUCAAAGAAACAAGGUGAAUGUCUCCUCCUACUCACCCAACCAAAGGAAUAAAUUCCAACUAUCAUACAUGGUAUGUCUCCCAUCCACCCCGUAUGCUCUUGUCGUCAAAGCCAAACCAACCAACACUUCCCUGCCGCAUAAAUUCAGAGUCGAAGUCGAUGAAAUGUUUCAUGAUAGCGCCAUCGUUGAAAUAGAACGACUGGAUUCCACAUCGGGUUGGGAAUGGAUGUCUCUGACAUUCCAAUUCACUAUUUACACGUCAGAUGAAAUAGGAGACGAUUGGUACAGACCUGGGAACGGAUACUUAUACAAGCUCCUACCAGAUAAAACGAUUCAUAGUCCCGCACGUGAUGCUUGUGAAGAGUUGGGUGGUUGGUUGAUAAUAUACGGAGAAAUUGACCAUACUGUUAGAGUAAAUAUUACGAGCCAAUACGCCAAGCUGGAGGUAAACAGCAAUAGAUACUGGAUCGGGUUGACUGAUAAAGAUAAAGAAGGAGAAUGGGUAUGGGAUGACUGGACACCGGUAGCUCCACAGCAAACCAGAUGGUAUGCCGGAGAACCAAACGAUAACAUAAUGCAGGAAAACUGUGUGGUCUCGCGCAGCGAGCGCGGCUGGUAUGAUAUGCAAUGUAAUUUGGAUAGUAAAAAGUUUUACACCUUGUGUGAAAGGCCAGACUUGAAGCUCAACAACAACUGAAACAACAGACAUAAAUGAAUGUAACUGAUUUAUAUAUCCUUGCGUGGUGGCAGCGACAAUCUUUACAACAAGGAUGUUCUGUUUCGUACACUUCGU
Molecule: messenger RNA, 947 nt
Organism: Ciona intestinalis (vase tunicate)
Lineage: Eukaryota; Metazoa; Chordata; Ascidiacea; Phlebobranchia; Cionidae
Source: RefSeq, a predicted model, not a curated record